This is a messenger RNA of Didymosphaeria variabile, 1995 nucleotides long. It is a transcript of the gene SRB4, whose product is annotated as RNA polymerase II mediator complex subunit. Gene Ontology annotation, molecular function: transcription coregulator activity. The coding region runs from base 1 to 1995 and encodes 664 amino acids. NCBI's taxonomy places the organism in Eukaryota, Fungi, Ascomycota, Dothideomycetes, Pleosporales, Didymosphaeriaceae. The transcript has a single exon. Gene Ontology annotation, biological process: regulation of transcription by RNA polymerase II. Gene Ontology annotation, cellular component: core mediator complex; mediator complex. The record is from RefSeq and is a predicted model, not a curated record.
AUGUCUGGCGCGGAUUCGCUGUCGUCUGUCGCGCUGCGACCAUGGCCCGCGCCUGCCAAGGAGGCCUUGAGCAAAGAGGACCUCUACGCCCAAGUUGCGCAACUAACGUCGGAGCGAAGACAAUACCUGCGCGACAUUACCGAGAAGACGCUCCUCGAAGACAUCGCGGCCGGGCGGGAUGGCAUUGUGGACACAGUGGAAGGCGGGAAGCAAAAUGAUAAAGAGGACGUAACGUCACAGGCUGAGAUGCUGGAGAAGUUGGGCAGGGCUAGACAUGAGGUCUUCAACAAGCUUGACUGGGCCUCUUUUGCGGCUGGCAACGCGCUCAAUGUCGUUUCCCUCAUCCUUUCCCGCGACCUCGCGAAAUAUCCGAACAAGAAAGAGUCCGAGAACCUCUACACUCCCCCGUUCCAGGAGUUGAAGGUCCCACGCGGAUCGCUGGGGCUGGUCAAAGAAGCACUCCCCGAUGAAGACCCCUCGCAAAUGAGGGCCGAGGAGAAGGCCCGGCUAGACUAUGCCACGCGGAGGCAGGUGUUGGCCAUGAAGGGCUCGCGCAUGGAGGCUCUUGACUGGGCCACCGACACGCUACUCAAAGCUGCGACCGACCUUGAGAGCAACAUCCGCAAAGAGACCAAAUACUGGGAUGAGAUUUUAUCGAUAUCGGACAAGGGUUGGCAGAUGCAGCGCACGCGGAGGGGAGUGCGAAAUGCUCCUUACGCCGUCAAAUACGGGCCUCCGGAAGCCAGCAAUCACUUCAAGGCACGCGGCUUAGCGCCGCUUCGCAUGGACAAGAACGGUGAUAUCAUUCUUGAUCCGACUCUCACCCUCAAACCAAAGACACUUCGCGUGCGGAUCAGCGAAAACGACAGGAUCACAGGCAUCUCCCAAGCGGCGACACGCGGCGUUCUGGACGACCUUGCGAUCGAGAAAUCAAUCCAGCUUGCGCGGGCAUCGCUUUUCGAGGAAGAGCUAUUCUAUGAGAUGUCAAUCGAAAGCCGUCAAUUGCUCUCCUACGGGGUGGAACUGCGGGACACAGUCAUCCAUGUCACAGUGCCAGGCGAACAUCCUACGCAACGUAAAUUGUUAAUUGAUUGUAUAGCCCAGGAUGAUAAUGAUCUUUCUCUUCAUGGCGGCAGUCAGGACUGGCUUGCUCAGGAUAUUGCGGAGGGUUUGCGGAUCUUGCUUGCACACGAACAUCGCAUGCGCCUAUUCAGGCGUACCCGACUCCCACCACCAAUGACACAACACAAGCGCCAACAGCCUACGCCGCCGCUUCUAAGGACUCUGCUCGCUAUGUUCAGUCACCUGAACGCCGUGGACUCGCUCUAUGCCUAUCUUGGCGCAGUUGCAAACACACUGAAGAGCGCUGGACUUGGUUUGACCUUGGAAGCUACCAGGGAGCUGACGUGGGAGAAGCUGACCGCAGCAAUCAAGACAGCCGAAUCUAAAGAUCUCACCGCAACCGAUCAGCUACUGGCUACCCUCAUCCGACCGUUCGAAGGGAAGGCUUCGAUAUCGCUUCCAUCCUCAACCGAAAGCGCACCGGAGAACAUCACCAUCGGCACGAGAACCUACAUUGGCCCGCCGCACUUCGGCACAGAGCACAAGAUCACGUUACCGCCCUCUCUCCUUCAGCUAUUGAACCUGGAGCACGACCCGCAGCGCCAGCUGAAAUUCUCCUCCACCGAGGAGGUGAAAUCAUAUCUUGACUUCAUCCUUUCGCUAGACAUCUCUCAGUCAUUUCUCCUCAAAGAGUUCGGUGGGCGCUCGGUGAUCAAGUCAUCGGAGCCUCGUAUAUCGGUUGUUUCCAAAGGAAGCAGAAAGGGUCUGGUAAAGGAAGACGAUGUCGAGAUCGAGCUGGAAAAGGCAGCAUUGAAAGCGACUGCUACCGCAAUCGGACAGUUGGCCACGGGGGCCGCUAUCGAGAGCUUUACAUGGAAUGGUACUCCAGGGCGACCGCCUCUAAAGGAGAAAGUGAGGAGCUGGCUAUCGUGA